Molecule: messenger RNA, 2043 nt
Organism: Neltuma alba
Lineage: Eukaryota; Viridiplantae; Streptophyta; Magnoliopsida; Fabales; Fabaceae
Product: cytochrome P450 CYP736A12-like
Exons: 5
Coding region: 1-2043 (680 amino acids)
Molecular function (GO): monooxygenase activity; iron ion binding; oxidoreductase activity, acting on paired donors, with incorporation or reduction of molecular oxygen
Source: RefSeq, a predicted model, not a curated record
AUGGCAUGGAGCACUCAAGUCAUCUUCUGUCGCUUGCCAUUGUCAUUGCUGUCCAUUGCCUUUGCCAUUCUAGUCUCACCUGCAAGGCUCUUGUCCUUAUGCACUGCUCUCUCCUUAGUCGGAACUUUCAAUAUUGCCGAUUUUCUUCCAUGGUUAACGCCAUUUGAUCUUGAGGGAUUAACUCCACGCUUAAAGAAACUAAGUCAAGUACUUGAUGAAGCAUUGGAGAGAUUAGCUCAGGACCAUGACAAGGCUCUUAACGCAAACAGAGACCGGCAACAGGGGGACUUCGUAGAUAUAUUGCUGUCAUACAUGAACCAGCCAGUGAAUAGCCAGGACGAAAGUGCUAUCGGUCGAACCCACAUCAAGGCCGUUAUUUUCGACGUGUUUGCAGCAGCGCUCGACUCAUCAGCUAAUGUUGUUUCAUGGGCACUCUCAGAACUCAUGAGACAUCCAAGAAUAAUGAAAAGACUUCAAGAUGAACUUGAACAAAUAGUGGGACUGACUAGACCGGUCGAAGAAUCUGAUUUGCCGUACCUAGAUUACCUAUACAUGGUGGUCCAGGAGAUCCAAAGACUUUAUCCUAUCGGACAACGAGAUGAUCGAAAACGACCACCAGGCCCAAUGUCCCUCCCGAUCAUCGGCAACCUACACUUGCUGCUGGGAGAACUGCCCCAUCGCAGCCUCCAAUCGCUAGCCCAAAAGUAUGGUCCCAUAAUGUCGUUAAAGUUGGGACAAGUUCCUGCGAUUGUCGUUUCGUCCGCUGAAGCGGCGGAGCUAUUCCUCAAGACUCACGACACCGUUUUUGCAUCCCGACCCAAAAUACAAGCGGUGGAUCCACUUUCUAGAGGAACCAGGGGACUAGCUUUUGCAGAGUAUGGUUCGUAUUGGAGACAUGUAAGGAAAGUGUGCACCCUCCAUCUUCUAAGCGCGUCAAGAGUGAAGAUGUUAGCUCCUUUGAGGAGUGAGGAAGUAGGGUUGAUGGUGAAGUCAUUGGAGAGUGUUGCGGCGGCGCGCGAGGUCGUCAAUCUCAGUGAGGUGGUCGGGGACCUCAUAGAGAAUAUAAUUAACAGAAUGAUCCUAGGAUGUGCUAAGGAUGAUAGGUUUAACUUAAAAGGGCUUGUUGAGGAGGCACUGAGCUUGGCGGGACAGUUUAAUCUGGUUGAUUAUGUCCCGUGGCUAGGUAUACUUGACCUCCAGGGUUUGACACGAAAAUUAAAGAGAAACAUUAUGGCACUUGACGAUGUGUUGGAAAAAAUAGUCAGAGAGCAUGAACAAGCUACAAGAGAACAAAAUGGCCAGCAUCACGUCGACUUCGUACACAUAAUGCUUUCCUUGAUACGUCAACCUACGGAUUUGUAUGACGACCAAAACAGUGUUAUUGAUAGAGACCACCUCAAGGCUAUUUUAGCAGAUAUGAUUUUUGCCGCAACUGACACUUCUGUCAUUGUGGUUGACUGGGCUCUAUCUGAACUCUUGAGGCAUCCAAGAGUGAUUAAAAAUCUCCAAAGUGAGCUACAAAAUGUGGUUGGAAUGAACAGAAUGGUGGAUGAGGCUGAUUUAGCAAAGUUAAGUUACUUAGAUAUGGUCAUUAAGGAGACUCUUAGAUUACAUCCACCUGCUCCUUUACUUAUCCCUCGAGAAAGUAUGACGGAUGUCACAGUUAAUGGAUAUUACAUAAGAAAAAAGUCCAGGAUCAUGAUAAAUGCAUGGGCUAUCGGACGAGAUCCUAAGUUAUGGUCCGAUGAUGCUUAUAUGUUCUAUCCAGAAAGGUUCAUUGAUAACAAUAUAGAUAUUCUUGGGCAUAAUUAUCAAUUUUUACCAUUUGGUUCAGGUCGUAGAAGAUGUCCCGGACUUCAAAUGGGCAUGACCACAGUUAAGUUAGUUGCAGCUCAAUUGGUGCAUUGCUUUAGUUGGGAGCUUCCUUGUGGCAUGUGUCCAAGUGACUUGGACAUGAGUGAAAAGUUUGGCCUCACAGUCCCAAGAAUGAAGCAUUUGCACGCUGUUCCAACUUACAGAUUAGAUACGGGCUGUUCAAACUGA